Molecule: messenger RNA, 2006 nt
Organism: Papaver somniferum (opium poppy)
Lineage: Eukaryota; Viridiplantae; Streptophyta; Magnoliopsida; Ranunculales; Papaveraceae
Exons: 12
Coding region: 427-1794 (455 amino acids)
Source: RefSeq, a predicted model, not a curated record
UUUGAUAGAGAAAAAGAAGUUCUCCACAACUCCACCCCUUUCUCUUUUCUUUUUGCCAGAUUCUUUUUUGGAUUUUGUCUGCUACUUUUCAUCUCCUUGGUAAAGUACUAUCUUUGAUUCUAGUUCUAGUUCUUUAGGUUUUACUCAUGAGAGGUUAUUUUGGGACAUCUUUGAUUCUAGUACUAGUUCUUUAGGUUUUCCUCAUGAGAGGUUAUUUUGGGACAAAGAUGUGUUUUUCUUUUUCAUCACGUUCUUCUUCUUCAAGGAUUAUUACGGCUUGUCUUUGAAUCUCAUGUCUAAUUUCUCUAAUCUGGCCUUAUUUGAGUUCAACGAGUUGAUAACCACAAGAACCAUUGAUAGACAUCCAUUUUGUUGGUGAUCCCUCCUGCUGGAGUCCAGCGGAAACAGUUAAGAGAGUUAGAGAAGAUGAAGAAGGGAAAAGGAGUAGUAAUUGCUGCUCCAAAUCCUCCAAGCGGAGACGAGAGUUCAUCAGAAGGGAAAAAUGUUCCUGCACUCCCUACGGGCAGAUCAGCCGCAAGAAAUGCUUCUUCAAAGUAUGAUUUUGUGAAGGUAAAAGUGUGGUUGGGGGAUAAUGCUGAUCACUACUAUGUUCUAUCCAGAUUUCUUCUCAGCAGAAUGUUAACAGUCACUAAGAUACCUAAUCAUGUGGCCAUUAAAAUCGCUCUGGAAUUAAAGAAGUUGCUUAUUGACAACAGCCUCUUGGAUGUUUCACAGUCUGAUUUGGAAGCUAAUUUAUUUAAGCUCAUGGAGCGUCGCGGCUAUGGGGAAGAAUACAUAAAUCGUUACAAUAUGAUGACCAGAUUUCACCACCAACGAGUACCCUUGGUCAUUCUUAUUUGUGGAACUGCCUGCACGGGUAAGUCUACAAUUGCCACUCAACUUGCACAACGGCUAAACUUACCAAAUGUUUUACAGACAGAUAUGGUGUAUGAAUUACUUCGCACAUCAACAGAUGCGCCAUUGGUAUCUACUCCAGUAUGGGCACGAGACUACAACUCCUCUGAAGAGCUCAUUACUGAAUUUUGUAGAGAAUGCAGAAUUGUCCGCAAAGGUUUGGCUGGUGACUUGAAGAAGGCUAUGAAGGAUGGAAAACCUAUUAUAAUUGAGGGAAUACAUUUAGAUCCUAGUAUUUAUUUAAUGGAUGAGGAGAACAGAGAGCGAAACAGCACGUCUGUAAAAAAUGAAGAGCCAAAUCUUGUUCCUCCGGGAACAGAAGAUAAUAAUGCAGUACAAAAGGAACCUACUUCAGAAAGUGCUGCUUGCAAAAAUGGAAACACCAGUACCAACUGCCGUCCUGCGGAGAAACCAGAAGUAGAGUUGCCCACUGAUGAAGUGACCACAAUUGCAGAAAAUCUGGAAUCCAUUGACCUAGCAACAAGUGCUCCUGGGGACCAAGGUCAUGUGGGUGAAGUUCUCAAGACAAAGACAAAUCCUCCUGCUAAAAAUGAGAAAUCUCCUGCUGAGCCAGUAAUCAUACCUAUAGUUUUGAAUAUGGCGGAGUUUGAUCAUAAAGCACUCUUGGAGGAGUGGAUAUCCACGAGGACGUUUGGCGAAAAAUUUCUCGCCCAGGACAAGAAAAAGCUAAUAAACAAUCUGAAGACUAUUCAAGAUUAUCUUUGCUCGUUUGACUCUCAGGGUUUGACUGUUGUCAACAUAUCUGCAACCACAUUCCCACAAACACUGGAUUGGCUACAUGGUUAUCUCCUUCAGUGUAUUGAGCGAGGUAGUUCAUCUGCAUCCACUGUAACUGAGAAGCAACAAAAUGAAGGUUAAAGAUAACAGUACACAUUAGCUUCUGUAAUCUGUACUAGAUGGCAUGUAUUGGGCAAGUGACCUUGCUGUCUUAUGUAAGUAAUCACAACAAUAAAUAAUGAGUAGGGUGAGGCUGAGUCUCAGAUUUUGUGGAUACUUAUUUGGUUGACUAUAAUCUGGUAAUUAUCUUCUUCUUCUUCUUUUUUUUAAAUAAAACAAGAAAAUCUACCGGG